CCACUACAGAAGGAAAGCUUUUUGGUAUUAUUUACAGGAAAUGCAGUGUAACGCAAUAUAAAUUGACGUGACGCUAGCUACAUUACUAUGUUGUAAAUGGGAUGUUUCAUAUGCUUUUAAUCUACAGUAGCUAGUAGCUACUAACGUUUGCUUGUUAGCACAUUUUUUUAACUGCUUUUGUGAUGUAACACUGACCCUUGUCCUUUGGUUAGCUAGAAUAAGUAAACACCGUGAAACUAACUUGAACGUUAACGCGAUCACUGACAUUAAAUCAGUACACAGUACAAUAAAUCAGUCACACCUGAUAUGAUUCUUAGCUAGCUAGCAAGAUGGCUUAAUAUGAAGCCUUAUUCAUUAUUGUCUUUACUUCCCAUAUGUUAUUCACAUUAGGUCCCCAUUUGCAUCUUUAAUUUGGGGGAUUGUAUAAUGUCAGAGCCCAAGACCCCCCUCCAACCCCUGCUGGAGACACUUACAAAGGCUGGGUGUUCAAAUGGACAAAUUACAUUACAGGAUACCAGUGAAGGUGGUUUGUCCUGAGCAAUGGCUUGCUUUCCUACUACAUGGAAGAUUGGAUAUAAUGCAGCAUUUUAUCUCCGUGAGACUCCAGAUAUUGUAGCGCGGUAGAUACCUUCACCUGAGAACUCAAAAUGGGGCUCGACUAUAAGCCCCCCUCCUGGUGCUCUUUGGGUUUCCGAGAGAACCCAGGCGGAGAUGGGGCACACUUGUCGAGGAACUAUCAACCUGGCCACGGCAACAAUUGCUGUGGACGACGCUUGCAACUUUGUUUUCGCCAAUUGGCGGGGCACAGACGUACCAUCUGAAGGCCAGCUGUGAGGUGGAGAGGCAGCGUUGAAUCACUGCCUUGGAGCUGGCCAAAGCGAAGGCCGCACGAAUGCAUGCUGAGUCUGAUGACUCUGGGGAUGACUUCCCUCUAAACUCGCCGCUGGGACAAGUCGGUAGUGCCCAGAGCUUGGAGGUCCAGUCCACUCUCAGGACACUGGGCAGCAAGGUGGACGAUCUGAGCACAUGCAAUGACCUCAUCUCUAAACAUAGCUCCGCCCUGCAGAGGACCUGAGCCCUAGGACCAUACGUCGGGACUACCGGCCGUGGUGACUCCUUGCUGCCCCCAGUCCGCCUGGCCUUGCUGCUAUUCCAGUUUCAACUCUUCUGCCUGCGGUUAUGGAACCCCUACCUGUCCCAGACCUGCUGUUUUCAACUCUUAAUGAUCGGCUAUGAAAAGCCAACUGAGAUUUAUUCCUGAUUAUUAUUUGACCAUGCUUGUCAUUUAUGAACAUUUUGAAAAUCUUGGCAUAGUUCUGUUAUAAUCUCCACCCGGCACAGCCAGAAGAGGACUGGCCACCCCUCAUAGCCUGGUUCCUCUCUAGGUUUCUUCCUAGGUUUUGGCCUUUCUAGGGAGUUUUUCCUAGCCACCGUGCUUCUACACCUGCAUUCUAGCUGUUUGGGGUUUUAGGCUGGGUUUCUGUACAGCACUUCGAGAUAUUAUCUGAUGUACGAAGGGCUAUAUAAAAUAAAAUUGAUUGAUUGAUUGAUUGACUAACCUACAAUAGGUAUUAAUUGAGGAGUUGUUAACCAUAGGACAGAAUUAGCUUUUGGGCUUAAAAUGGGUACCAGUUCUUUGUUGGGUUUCUAGGUCUGAAACAGUGUUUUGAGAGAACACGUCCUUAAAUGUAAUCUUGCAAAAUUAUUUAAAGAGAUCUACUUUAAUUUCAAAUGGAUUGUCUGUACAUGUUCAGUGGUUGCUCCACUAAAAGUUUUGCGAUUAUGAUGCGGGACUUAGAGGUAAUUUGUGGUUUAGCACGUUACCCAUGCGUCACCACUUCAUUGCUCCAGACCAGCGCAAGGGGGAGUUAGAGCACUGAUUAUGCUUUUGGGUCCUACUGUGUCUCUAACUGACAAUGAAUGGGCGACAUAAACCUAAAUUGAAACUGAUAAUUGUGCACGACUUCAGUAUUACUUACUAAAACUGUUGUUACACUAAAGUUUUUAUUUUAUUUUGUUAGGAUUAUUUAUAUAAAAGCCCGUUGGAUAUUCUCACAGAUAUAUAAUUAACCCUGUUAUUAGCAGGAUAAUAUAUAUUGGUCAUAUUGUUCAUGACUCCUGAGUGGCGCACAAUGGGAUUGCCUUGCAGGUCUCCAGCUGUAUCCACUGAAAGCUGGAAGGUUCGCGGCACGAGGGCAGGGGACACGGGAUGGGCUGCAGAGCCGCGCACAGAAGACCGACCUAGCCCAUGGGGAAGGGAGGAGGGGGAGUGGGGGGUGUACCCCAGCACACGGCAACACUUUAAGGGGCAUUGCACUAAUACUGGUGCUGACUAGGGAAAUGUUCCCGAUGUUCUGUUCUUAGAGCCAGUCUGCACGUUCAAACUAAAACAAUGUAACUAAUAAUGGCAUCUCUAUGCUUUCGUUAAUAAAAUAAUGAUAAAAAUACUCUUUCAAAAUGACGAUGUUGAUUUAGUUAUGGAUCCAUAACGAAUUACUAUGGGAAUAAAUAUCACUAAAUUACAGAAAUAUCCUCUAUGUAAUUGUUGAGUAAUGUGCUGUUAAAAAAUGGUGUAGGUCUCAUUUAUUUAAAGAGCAUAUUGAAGUUAGAAGCAAUAGCCUACAACUAUUUUAGCAUCGUUCCGCGCUGCUCUGAGACAAGCAUGGGGACUGGUCUUGAUAAAUCAAUGAGAUUUUAUUUUGACUGAAUCUCCGUUUGAGUAUUGGUUAGACUACAAUUAGAAAAUUAAGGUGUAGAAAUGUUAUGCUCUUAGUGUAACCUUUAUUGAACUAGGUAAGUCAGUUAAGAACAAAUUCUUAUUUACAAGGACAGCCUACUCUUUCCUCCCCGUCGGGAAAUGAACCUGGGUCUCCCGCGUGCCCGCACGACACAAGGAGUCUUUAGCUAAAUAGCCCAGUACUGUACUGCAGACCGUCACAAUGUACAGCACCAUGUUUUCAGUUCCAUCCUACCGGAAACCCGGAUGGUUUUUGGUUUUUCUUAGAAUAGAAACACCAUAAUAUUAAUCAAAUUAACCCCAAACUCUAAAAGUAAUUGGAAAGGUAGAUACAAAUUAUUUGUGACAUUGUGGUUACAAUAAAGAAUGUAAACAAGAUGCUGUGGUUUUAUUUACAAUAGUGAUGGACAGCUGGUGGCAUUUUGACAACAGGUUUUCAAACACUUGUAGCCCGAUUAGCAGGACAAAAUACUGUUUAUAGCCCGGCUACUGUAGGUGUGAACAUCCCCUACUUGCAAUGGGCCAGCCCACGGACAGCCGUUGACGACCCGACCAGAGGCUUAUGGAGGUGGGCCAGUGGAAUGAGGCCAACGCAGAGAAACAGAGGCUGGAGGAGAAGCAGCGUAGUGUCCGCCGUGAGAGGGAACGGGAGGCCGCCAGCCAGCGUACCGCCAGCGAGACAGAGGAAGGUAACUGAGAAAAGGCUUUUCCUCAAGUCCCUUCAUUUUCCAUCGGUCUCAAUCGGAAUAAGUGUUAUACUGUAAGACUUGAAAAUGAAGGCCACUUUCGUGACCCUUUUUCUUCUCCCACAAGCUGUCGAUGAGGACUCUUUUACUGACCCUUCUCUGAAAAGCAAGUAUCCCUCUUUUGCCUGUUUUCUGUGCUUCUCUGUCUGUUUUUGUCUCUCACACUUUCAACAUCGUUUCAAUUAAACAAGUUUCUUGGAAGCAGUUUAAGGUCACUUUAUAAAUCAGCUUCUCUUUUUCACAGGUCCAAUACACUAAAUAUCCCAUUCAUUUUUUAAUCAGGCACUCACCAAGAUAACUACACGGCGCAGUGGUUUAAACGCUGCGAGGACCCCGCCAUAGGUGAAUUCACUCACAUUUAUAAGGGAGGCUAAGGAGAAAGGCAGCUGGGAGUCCUGUCCCGAAAUAUACUGACCUCAUAAUGGCUGUCUUUGACUAGAAAGUUUCCCCGGAUGUAACCUACUUCAUUGGACCCUACCAAUGAACAGCUACACUCCUCCCCUUGAGUGGAUGUUUCACUCCACUGGCUCUCUGUUCUAAGAGAUCUAGAUGCGGCAGUCUGAUCCAAUGGGUGAAUGGGGUAUUCCUAAGACUUGGUUCCAUUUGAGUCCCUAGCCCCUCUUUCCUCAGCUUCUACCCUGUCAGUGUUUACAGAUCUGAAGGGUAUCCUAGGUGAAGGCAAUAUGGCGGAAACCUCACUCCUUCUACAAAAGGGCUAGGUGGAGCCUUCAUCACACUGUGUACUCCUUCACAUUUGCAAAAAGUCAUAUGGUGUGAGGAAAAGGGACAUGAAACUGAAAUGGAACUGGGCAUAAGUUUUCAAUAAAAGUAAUCUCUGUCUUUGGCAUUAGUGGCGUGAGCCCAGAGCAGAUGAGGUUAGAUAACAGUUACACCUCUACCUACCAUAUUGUGCCGAUAGCGCUCUCUGAAGCUAUAUACUAAUUUUCCUCUCUUCAUCAAGAGCCUUGUGGUUGGGGGUAAACUUUUUUUUUAUUAAAUGGAAUGAAACUCGGUUAAUAUAAUUAGUCAUUGAAACAGUGAUUGGUGGCCUUCAAGAAGUUGGAGAAGGUUUCUCAUUUUAAGUUCUGUUGAUUAGUGUAUUUAACAAAUGAACUAAAGGUUUCGGGGUGUCUGCUAGUAUGAUUGUAUGUGUUCAUCCAUCGGAAGCUUUAUGAAACGCAUCGUUGUGCCGUACUGCCAUCAUGCAGAAUCAACACAAAUCAACAAGUGGGUGCCCAGAAUACUGUAUGUCCCUUCUCUUAAAUAGUAAUUAUUGUACUGUAUCGGUUUUCUUACCCGGGCCUUGUCUUUCUCAUAAUCUAUGGUCAUGGAAAUGAUGAGAUGGUGAAAUUAACUUUUUCAUAGGGGUGCUCUUGGGUUGAAGUUGUUAGAAGUAGACCUCUUGUCUGGUUCUUGGCUGGCUCUCUUAGUGUCCUUUUCUGUCAUCCCUGCUCUCAUCUCCAAUGAGUGGACACACAGAUAAUAUAAAAUUUCUUUAAAAACAAAUCAGCAGAACAUAAUCAAAUCCACUGAACGACAAACCCAUUAUCCCUUUGCGAAGAAAAUGCAUAUUUCAAGAAAAAUUUCAAUUGAAGUUUAAUUUAACCGAGUAAAAAUUAAUAGCAUUACUUAAAAGCAUUUUCGCAGUUUAGGAACAAUGGUUUCUACCCACAGUAUGUGUUUGAUGGGAAAUAAUAGUAGCCGUGAGCUACACAUGGUAUUCGCAGUUGCUAAAAAUAGUUAUGGUAAAUGCUUAGUGUGUAUUUGUGUAGUUAAGCGAGCAAGUCUGACAUCAAGGGGAAAUCAAUUCUGAGGUGAAAAACUGUCACUUAACUGUAUUCAUUUCUGUUCUGAAGAGUACAUAUGCAAGUGUUUGACACCAAAAAAUAUGGGAUUUACUUUGUUUCAUAACAAUGUUGUUUAAGUGUACUUAAAAUGAAGACUUUAAAACCAUUGCAAAUAACUAUGAUUUUAUAUAUGUAUAGAAAAUGGAUUACUAUAUAGUAAUGAUGAUAAUGGUAUGGUUGUUUUAUUUGGUUUUGGUGUUGUUUUUUUUUCUGAAGCGGAAUGUCUUCAUUUUCAUGAAAGGUAGAUCCCUUUCAAAACAGUAAUCAUCAUGUGUGUGAAAGGACAUAUGACACUAUUGUUUUUAAGAUAAACCAAUCUGUCUAAAGCAAUUACUAUCAGAAUGUCAAACAGGUUGCUGUCAUACUUUUGUCCCUCAUUUAUUUAGUUCUAUUUGGAAUAUUUUUCACUGUUAUUAAUUGGACAACAAAAAAGGAAGGUUGGUUGCCAAAUAAUUUCAAUAGAAAAUAAUAUAUCUGUCUUGUUUAGUGCAAGCUGUGUGACAUUGAUGGAGAUUACUUAAGAUUUUGACAAUGAAAUAAAAAAAGUUACGUGAAAUCAUUUGUGUGCAUCUGGAUAUAUUUUUUUGCCAUUUGGAUCAAGCUUGAUCUUAAUAUACCUGGUCCCUCAGUCUCAAUCUCUCUCAGGGUGUAGCCCCGCCCUUUUGUUUGUUUCACAGCGUUUCAACUGAUGGGUGUUGUGCUAGUUGCAUUAAAACCAUUUGCAGUUAUUAUGAGGAAGACAGCGAAUGUUGGUACUGUUCAAAUGGGUUGCAUGCUGGGAUGUGUGAUGUCAGUCAUCUAUGCUCAUACACUAAUGAUUGUUUGGGUUGUAUUCCUCACGCUAUUUUUCAAGUCUCUCCGAUUACAACUGACCUGAGAAUCGGAUAUCCCCCCUUCCAUGGUCUGGUGGUUGGCAAAAAAGCUAUUUGUUUCUAUUUAAUUUUAUUGAACAUGAUUAUAGUAAUUAACUUGAUUUGUACGUCUUUUUAAUUCAAGUCACUGUCCAGAACCUUUCAAAACAACACUUGAUUGAGACACCAUUUAUUUAGAGGUGUGUAGCCUUUGCAAAGAUAAGUUAUCACUAAAACAAUUUAAUUCUUCAGAAUGAACUGUGUAUGACUAUUCUCUAUUAAUUCUUAUUUUACAGGCUCACACCUCUGUCUUUAUAUUUAAAUGACAUGUUAUGAUAAGGCUAGCCAUCUCUCCCGACGUGUACUAUACAGUAUGUAAUUCUGGCCUCUGUCAAUGCCAAUGGAGCAGAUUUGCUUUGAGCCAACAUUUGAAAGGGCUGACUGGAACCUACCAUCCUAUACAUUGUACAGUGUGUGAGACCCUGCUUGGCGAGGGGCUUUGGAGCAGGCUGACUGGACAGAGCCGUUGGGACCGAGGCUGUGUGAAAGGAAGGGUGGAGUUUCCACAUCGCAUUGAGUACACACUGCUGUCUGCAUCACUGUGCAGUACCGCCAGUCAACUGGAGAGGAGUGUCAUAGAAGGGGGGGGGUUGCACAACAGCAUACAGGCCGGCACAGGCUACAUUACUAUUGAGAGGGAGGGAUGAGAAUGCUGAAUCAGUGAAACUGCAUGAAAGCCUGGGAGAGGGUGAACCGCAGGAGAGAGGGAAGGGAGAGAUAGCCGCAAGGGCGAAAGUUCAAAGGUUAAACGUUCACGGUGAGCUUGAGGUGGCCGUACACCUUGCUGCAGACCAGGAAAGGAAGCCAAGAUGGAAGGAAGGGAGGUGGUGUUGCCGACUGUGUCCCGCGUUGCACUGUGUGGUGGUACCCAUGGCAACGAGCUGUCAGGAGUGUACCUGGUGAGAGAGCGGCUGAAGAAGAAGGUGGAAGAGGAAGACCACUUCUCCGUGGUGACCGUGAUGUCCAACCCGCGUGCCGUCCAGCAGUGUCGGAGAUACACAGAGACAGACCUGAACCGCUGCUUCACCCAUGCCACCCUUAGUGGGCCUGUGACAGACAAAACCCCCUAUGAGAUAGUCCGGUCCCAGGAGCUGAACACCCUGCUAGGUCCUAAAGGUAGUCCAGAGGCCAUGGACCUGGUGUGUGACCUCCACAACACUACCGCUAACAUGGGCCUGUGCCUCAUCGCCUACUCCGACUGCGACUGGAUCUCUCUUCACAUCUACAGAUACCUGCAGAGACAAAUGUCUGACAUACCUGUGAGGUUCAUUCACUUCGACCUUCCCCUCAAUGAAGCAUAUUCCCUCGAUUCGGUAGGCAAACAUGGCUUUGCGAUUGAGAUUGGUCCUCAGGCCCAUGGAGUAGUCAGGUCCAAUAUUUUAUCCACAAUGCAAGAAGGGGUCCAGCACAUGCUAGAUUGGGUCCACCUCUUUAACUCAGGUACCCAGUUUGAAGGAGGAAAAGUGGAUGUGUACACCAUGGUGAAAAAUGUGGACUACCCAAGAGAAUUUGAGACCCACGGUAUUACAGCCGCCAUUCAUCCUCAACUCCAGGAUCGGGACUUCUGCCUCCUCCGCCCCAAUGACCCUGUGUUCCAGACUUUUUCUGGAGAGACACUAAAGUACAAAGGGACUGAGCCACUCUAUCCAUUCUUCAUUAACGAAUGUGCGUACUAUGAGAAGGGCAUAGCUCUCUCCCUUGCAAGACAAAGGAGUGUGGGGAUACCAUCCAUCCGAUCGGAGAGAGAAGGAGAACAGGGAAAGAGGAAGAGUUCAGCAGAAGAAAUGGAGGAGGAAGAAGAAAUUAAAGGGGAAAUGGAGGAGGAGGGCUAUCAGAAGCUAAUGGAAUAUGGAGAGGAGAGUGAUUCACUAAAUGGACAAUACAACUGAGAGCUCAUUUCAAGUUAUUGAUAUGAAUAGUGGAUAAAAAUAAAUACAAAUAUGUAAAAUGAGACACGUUGAUCAAAUGUAAUGAACUUCAAAUAAUAAUAAAAAAUCCUUUAUUGAAAUGA
Molecule: messenger RNA, 8252 nt
Organism: Salvelinus fontinalis (brook trout)
Lineage: Eukaryota; Metazoa; Chordata; Actinopteri; Salmoniformes; Salmonidae
Product: N-acyl-aromatic-L-amino acid amidohydrolase (carboxylate-forming) B-like
Exons: 11
Coding region: 7051-8130 (359 amino acids)
Molecular function (GO): hydrolase activity, acting on ester bonds; aminoacylase activity
Source: RefSeq, a predicted model, not a curated record